UUUUCUUUUUCAAACUCAAAUUUAUCUCUUUCUUUCUCUUUCUUUCAAUCUUGAAACAUUUUUUAAUUUCAUUUUAGUUAAAUGAUAUGUUGAAGAUAAACUCUAGAGUCCUGAAGUUAUACAAAGAUCUUACACACGAAGAGAUUAGAAUGGUAUUAUUAAUAAUACAGAGCGACCAACAUAUAGUAUCUGGAUCCGCAUGUGUCAACGAAGGUCAUUUGUCAUUAGAUGGCUCCAUCCAUCCAAAAGUCCAUGCCUUGAAGCCAGACCUGAUACUGAGAAACGACCAAUUGGAGUACGGUGUGGCGGAGAACGGCUUUGUCGAUGAAAGCAGUGUCGGAGAGAAAGAGCUCCAUGAAACAUUCAUGAACCUCCCAAAAACACUAAAAGACAUCAUGCUAAAGUUGAUUGCUAAGGUCGAGCACGAUGAAGAGAGUGUCCGUUUGUUGCGAGUGGUAGGCAUGGUCCAUGCAUAUUUGCAUAUGAAAACAUAUGUGAUGGACGUUCCAGAUGGAUAUAUGUGCUGUAUCCGGGAAAUCAAACAACAGCAAAGUCCAGAAACAUUGAUCGACUUUUAUAAAACCUACAUCCCGUAUUUAGAAGCUGUCCUUAAGAUUAAGUGGAUUCACAACUUCCGCUCAUAA
Messenger RNA from Zychaea mexicana, 644 nucleotides. RefSeq lists its product as uncharacterized. Bases 87 to 644 code for a protein of 185 amino acids. Lineage: Eukaryota; Fungi; Mucoromycota; Mucoromycetes; Mucorales; Lichtheimiaceae. The record is from RefSeq and is a predicted model, not a curated record. The transcript is spliced from 7 exons.